CGUCAGCCGAAAGUACGUCAGAUCCUCAGCUUCAUGCCGCCCAUAAAGUGUGGUUUGAUUCACCAGUAGCAUUGUCACAUUAUUCAUUGCUUCUUUUGAUUUAUUGCUCUUCUCCUGGAAACCAUGAUUUGAGCUGUUGUUCCCAGACGUUCCCUGAUCCAUCCAAUUAUUAUUAUAGCCCUUGUUGUGGUCUUCAUUCCUUCCCGUUUACCGAACCGCAGCAAUGCGAGAAGUGACUACCCUUCUUUCUAACGCUGGCCCGAGGUCUUACGUGCGUCUACGCUCGGUUUACCCGCCUUUCCCGAGAUGCUCCCGAGUCCCAGCUUCUUUACGCUCCCUUUCCACCGAGUCUCGUUCAAGCCUCUCAUCUUCCGAUCUCUCGCGCAAUGGAGGGUAUUCUCCUUUGACGUCUGCAGAUAGUGGGCUUUUGCUACCUUCGUCUUCCAGAGCAUCGUUCUCUACCUCCACACAACACUCCGAUGCGGAUUGGGAUGCGCAUCCAAACCUAUCAAUCUCCGAAUUUUCGGAGCUCCCAUCCAAAGAUUUUGGAGUCAAUCAGCAUAUGGUUAUUAAUCAAGAAUUUAAGGAAGCAUUGCGCCAAAUUCUCUGGCAGUUCCGGGCGCCAAUUCGAUAUGCAUUUGCCUAUGGAUCAGGUGUGUUCCCCCAAGUGGGCAGCGCACCAGGUUCUAGCCAGUGUCACCCGUCAGCCCCCGCCGCAAUCCAGACCAUGCAGCAGGGCAAGGGCAAGAUGAUUGAUUUUAUCUUCGGAGUGUCAUACUCGCAACAUUGGCAUUCAUUAAACCUGAUGCAGCACCGCGAUCACUACUCUGGAUUAGGGUCUAUGGGAUCCUAUGUGGUGUCUCAAGUGCAGGACAGAUUUGGAGCUGGUGUAUAUUUCAAUCCUUAUGUCACAGUAAACGGGACGCUGAUUAAGUAUGGUGUCGUGAAUAUUGACACUCUAUGCAAAGACCUCAGCCAGUGGGAUACCAUGUAUCUCGCUGGGAGACUGCAGAAACCAGUGAAGAUUCUACGAGACCACCCGCAGGUACGCUUGGCAAACCAAAUCAACCUGCUAUCUGCUGUGCGUGUAGCUCUGUUGUUGCUCCCUGCAGAAUUCAGUGAAUUCCAGCUGUACAGUACGAUCGCCGGUAUGAGUUAUAUGGGUGACCUUCGCAUGGCACUACCGGCAGAGGAUCCUCGAAAAGUCAACAAUAUUGUCUCUGGGCAAAUGGCCCAUUUCCGACGGCUCUACGCACCGCUUAUUGACAAUCUACCCAAUGUCACAUUCAACGACAAACGUUGCACCCAAGACAAUUGGAUCGACGACCCAGAUGCCAACGUGCGACUGACCCAGGAUAUGGACCCGGUGAAGCGCGGUAAUAUGGUCCGUCGGUUGCCUGAAUCAUUCCGCGAGAAGUUGUACUUCCAGUACCAGGCACGCUAUGGGAUUCCUCGCGCGGAAUUCGAUAAAAUGAUGAAGGAAAGCAAUGACAAGGAUCCCGAACUUGUCCGCAAGAGACAGGGCGGCCCAUUCGAACAACGUAUCGCAGAUGACGAGAGCCUGAGGGAUGAAUUACAGACCUCGAUCACAAAAACGAUCCGCUGGCCAAGUACGGUCCAAACUGCCAAGGCACCUCUCAUGGCUGGAGUGGGACGGACAUGGCGUUAUUUGCGGGAGAAGCAAGACAAGUAUAAUAAAUCCGGCAAGCAGUCUUCUUCAUCCGAGGAGACCUCUUCCAAAACAAAGGAAGAGUAGAUGUCGGUUGUCUUGACUUAAAUUCUAUACUAUUGUUUAUGCGAUGAAUCAAGCAUGAGUGGGUCUGGGUAGAAGACGCUGGAAUAGAGAUUAGCUUCCCUAGACAUCUUGAGGCAUAUACCUGGGCGUUCUUUUUUUUUUUUUUUUUUUUU
Molecule: messenger RNA, 1908 nt
Organism: Aspergillus wentii DTO 134E9
Lineage: Eukaryota; Fungi; Ascomycota; Eurotiomycetes; Eurotiales; Aspergillaceae
Product: phosphatidate cytidylyltransferase
Exons: 2
Coding region: 224-1756 (510 amino acids)
Biological process (GO): CDP-diacylglycerol biosynthetic process; cardiolipin biosynthetic process
Cellular component (GO): mitochondrion
Molecular function (GO): phosphatidate cytidylyltransferase activity
Source: RefSeq, a predicted model, not a curated record